AUGAAGAAUAGACCUCCGACACUGACUGUCUCCACCCAGGGGCUCCAGUCGCCCUCCGCCAGCUUACCGCCAGGUGCGCUGGGCCCGACUGCCCCGGGAUCCCUUCGGUCACGACCGCUAGGUGCUCGGCGGCGGCAACCUUUGAACGCUGGGCUUUUCAUCGCAAACCCAGAUUCAUCGGACGAGGACGACUCUGCUGUAAAUGGGACACCCAGCAGCCAGACAAACGCUGCUGCCCCGAGUCACAGCAGUGGUGGAAGCACUCACCAGGUUUCGCCGCAACGAAGUUUUCGGUCAAGUUCUCCAACAACACGGAACAGCCCACAGCACAGUUCGCCUCAUGCGUCUCCUGUAGGGCAGGCAGGUACGAUUGGCCGGAACGCAAGCGCCGCGACUCCCCUGCCACCGAUCCCUCCCCAGCAGUCUGGGUCGACUGGUUCAAAUUCACUCCCAUCUGCAUCGUCCUCUGUAUCUCCCGGUGCGCCGCCGACGAUGAACACGACAUCACGACCACUACCGAUCUUGAACGCGCCAAAUACCAGACCCAGCUCUUCUAACCCUCACCAUGUCGGUGCGUCGAACCCCAUACUCUCUCUUGGUCCUCUGGGUUCACCGUUGUUAUCAGCUUUCCCUCUGCCCUCGCCGUCCGGGCAUGAGAUGGCUUCCUCGCUCAGCCAGAACAGCACCUGCAACGGAUCGACGGGUCACGCCCCAUCCUCCGCUUCCAGUUCGCGACCGAUGCCCCCCCAGCCCCCACCGCAACCAGAACGUCAUCGCGACUUUAGCCAGAAGCCAAGAGCGUUCACCACCCCGACGAUGGAGCGCGAGCGCGGCACCAUUGGCGACGCACGGGUAAACAGCAUCUAUCGCGAGCAACCCGGAUCGCCGAACCGGGCGUUGCCACCGCUGCCCCCCAUGAAAGCGCAGUCCGUGCCGUCCCCGACCGCAGGGCAACUGAACCAGCUGCAUGGAUCGUCACCCAGCAAUCACCCCGGCCACUUCCACCCUCCCCACUUAUUCCCCCCCACCCCGCCCACGCCUGCAGGGCCUUCCCUCACUCGAGUAUCCAGCCCCGACGACGCGCUGCAUGUCCCUGACCGACGACAAAGGUCAAACUCAAUGUUCAAAGUGCUGCUUCAAGUCACAACAGACAACGAGCAGUUCUCCAUUGUUGACAUCACAGGGGUUCACACGGCGGAAGCCAUUCGGGAACGCAUCUUCUCCAAGGUGGGUUAUUCUAUAUUAUUGUGUUCGCUAACUUGUACCAGCUUCGUUCUCCGAUCUAUUCUCGUCGACGCCAAUGGAUCGUCACCCAGCAAUCACCCCGGCCACUUCCACCCUCCCCACUUAUUCCCCCCCACCCCGCCCACGCCUGCAGGGCCUUCCCUCACUCGAGUAUCCAGCCCCGACGACGCGCUGCAUGUCCCUGACCGACGACAAAGGUCAAACUCAAUGUUCAAAGUGCUGCUUCAAGUCACAACAGACAACGAGCAGUUCUCCAUUGUUGACAUCACAGGGGUUCACACGGCGGAAGCCAUUCGGGAACGCAUCUUCUCCAAGCUUCGUUUCCGAGAUGAUGACUACCCGACGUUGUCGCUGUUCCGAACGAGCAUCGGCGAGUCCCCCGAACCCACGCCGAUCGCGAACCCGAGCCUUCUACACUUGUGCCAGAGCCUGGGCGAUUCGCAGGCUUCCCUCAAGUUCCUGGUCGUCCAGACUGGCGCCCCGCGAUCGUCGUCGUCAAUGGUCCCGCCACCGUCUGCGUCGACAGAGUACUCCACUCGGGGCCCACCAGCGAUCGUCACAGACAUGCCGGCUCCUCCUUACACUCCGGAUCCGCACUCGAGCGGCCACUCCAAGGACGGAAGUCUCAGCUCAGCCAGUGGUGCCUCGAUGGAUCGGCGCCAGGGCAGCUUCCACAGCAUGAGCGAUGCUGAAGAACUGCCGUUCUACGGUACACGGGGUAUGCGUCAGCCAACGCUGUCCACGAGCUCGGCCUCCCCCAUCGGCAGCAAUGUGUCGCGCCCCUCACUGCACACAAACUCGAGCUUGGGUGCGGCGCCCGUGAGAGUCGGAUCCGUCUCGACACCUGACUUGACGCGGGAUCCGCACGACGACGAGUAUGGCAUGACGUUACCUGCUUACCCCGCAAACGAAUCACGAGACAUGGGAGCGACCAUCCGCGCCAGCACCUCGUCGACUCCCCAGCCCCCGCCAGCGGUCACGGCGUUCCCCAGCGACCACGCUGGUCCCAGUGGCUCGGCGUCUCCCUCAAGAUCGUACUCGACUGCUUCCACCAGCCUCGACAUUCCGAACAUUCCGGGUCUCGACCGAGCCACGCUCGAUGCAAUGGACGAGGAGACGAAAGCUCUCGUCAUCGCACUUGCGCAGGAGGAGCAGCAGGUCGUCACCCGCAGGCAGGAGCAAGAACUGGCAGAUGCUGAGCUCGCCCUCAGAACGCAGCAGACGGAAAGGGAGCACUGGCAACAGGAGCAGGAACGCCGCCAGUCCGAGUUUGACCAGGUUGCAGCUGAUGCUGCUGAAGCUCAGCAGGAGCGAUUACUAGAGGAGCAGCGACACGAGCGCAUGCUGGAGGAGCAGCGGCACGAGCGUAUGCUGGAGGAACAGCGGCAGCUGGAGGAAGAGCGUCGGACGAGUCUGUCGCGCGACAACGAGGCGGACCGCGCCCACUCUGUUGCCAUCGAGCGCCAGAUGCGUCGGCACAUGUAUCAGAACCAAAUGGCUACCCCGGGAGACUACCACUCCCUGCCGGGCCCAUCUGCGCCGAUCCCGUACGAUGCGCGGCGACCGUCAGACUCGCAGGCGGAGCGGCCAUGGGUGCCUCCGUACACGCCGUCGUCUCCGCCAGAGCAGAACGGUCACAUCUAUGGUCGUGCCCCGUCGUAUGAGGCCGCGGUUGCUCAGACGCCACACGUCAACGAAGCCGGCGUGCGCCGAACGUCGAACAACAUGCCGCCAUAUGCUCAUCAUGCCGCAUCCGUGCCCCAGCCUACCGACCCGCGCGCCACCAGUCGCCAAGGUCGGUAUGCGACCUACGGACCGACGACUGCCCCAUCUGCGAGGCACAACUCUGGAUCGACCCCGAUCAGUGUCGAGUUCCCGUCACCGCAUCCAUCGUGGCCUGACCCGUCGCCCCCGAUCAGUACAUCGCCGGAUGCCUCAAGUGUGCGCAGACCUAGCGAAGCGCAGACCAGCCCUCCUGUCAAUGGCCAGACCCAUCAAGGCAGCUACUUCCCGCCGCGAGCCGGAUCUGACCCGCGACCCCGCGUCCCUCGUCAUGAUGUUACGCCCAGGCGGAUGUACUCGAGCGAUCACUACGGGCGCGAGAUUGAGCUCUCUGACAGCGUGUCGGCAAGCGGAACCGUCACUUCGGACGCGGCGACGAUCAUGCCGAGCGAGGGCACAGCACGCCCCGAGGACUGGCAGCAUCGUCUGGACAAUAUGAUCGGCCACCACAACGGUGCUACCCGCAACCCGCAGUCGGUGCUGUCGUCCCCUGAUGAGGCUACGCUCUUCGUGCCCGCCACACGCCCGCAGUUGACUGUCAACACCACGCGAGCACCGGCGCGCAACCGCUCACCCAUGCCGGCGCAGUACUCUGCUGACAGCUCCGACUCGGAGAGCAACAAUGACGAGGAAGGACGCGAGUGGCGCCAGCGAUCUGUCAACGCACUCAGAAAGGGCGGCUGGCGUCCUGACCCCGAGCAGCUCUACGACAACCUCCAGGACUUCUUCCCAAAGAUCGACCUCGACAAGCCCAUCGUCGACCCUGUCGUCUCCUCCACGCCCAGCACGCCAAACUCGGAGUCGCCGCGGAACACGUUCGAGAUGCAGCGUCGGCCCGAGACCCCCGAGAUGGUCUCGGCCGCUGUGCAUGCGAUGAGCGGGCGCUCCGGCUCGAGCUCUGCCCGCGACGAACCGCAGCGUGUUAACCCCGUUCGAGGCGCAAUCUCUGCCGCGACCGCGGCGAUCGGUGGUGCCUUCAACCGGGCCGAGAACCGCAAGUCGAUCCGAAACGUCGCCGAGCACAAAAAGAAGUCGCUGCAGCGGAACAGGGAGCGCGAUGCCCAGGUCGACCAUGACCAGGUCAUUCUCGCGAACCAGGCCGAGGAGCGGCGGAUCAAGCGCUCGUCGAGCAUGUGGGGACACCGCGUCGUCGAAGUCACGCCGUCGCGCAUGUCGGAGAUCUUACCAGCGACGAUCCCCGAGUCACCGAGCGGCGACGGCAAGCCGCAGACGCUCAACUGGGUCAAGGGUGGACUGAUCGGACGAGGAUCCUAUGGCCGCGUGUACCACGCGCUCAACGUCACGACCGGAGACGUUAUGGCUGUCAAGCAGGUCGAGAUUCCGCGAACGGAGCGGGACAAGAAUGACAACCGGCACCAGACCAUGGUGGAGGCGCUGCGCAAGGAGCAGGGUCUGCUGCAGAACCUGUAUCACCCCAACGUCGUCGCGUACCUCGGCUUCGAGGAGGGCACCAAGUACCUGUCGAUUUUCCUCGAGUACGUUCCCGGAGGCACGAUCGGAUCGAUCUACCGCACGCCCGAUCACGGCCGCUUCGAGGAGAACCUCAUCAAGUUCUUUACCGGACAGAUUCUGCAGGGCCUCGAGUAUUUGCACAGCAACAACGUGCAGCACCGCGAUCUGAAGAGCGACAACAUUCUCGUCGACGCCAACGGCGUGUGCAAAAUCUCCGACUUCGGCAUUUCGAAGCGCACUUCUGAGAACGCGUACGAGUCCAACCUCAACACCUCGAUGCAGGGCUCCGUCUUCUGGAUGGCGCCCGAGGUUAUGAUGAAGGACCAGUCGCGAGAUGCCAGCCGAGGCUCCGGCAGGAGCUCCAGCGGAUCGGGGCGCGAGGACAACACCUACAGCGCCAAGGCGGACAUUUGGUCGCUUGGUUGCGUUGUCGUUGAGAUGUGGACAGGCCAGCGGCCGUGGGGCACAAUGCAGAUGCUGCCCGUCAUGUACGCCUCAACCCUGGGUCACGACACACCGAGUAUUCCGCCCGAGAUCCUCGAGACGAUGUCGCCGACGGCCGUACAGUUCCUGUACAGCAAGUGCCUGUGCUGGGAGUCGAAGGGACGCCCGACGGCCGCCGAGCUGUUGUCCGACCCGUUCGUAACGGAGCGCGACUCGACAUGGACGUGGCACAACUCGCGCAUCGGCCGGAGCGUCGCGCAGAAGGGUCUCGAGACGUACCGCAACGCUAGCUACAGCACGAACGGGCGCGCGGCAAGGAAAUAG
Molecule: messenger RNA, 5268 nt
Organism: Trichosporon asahii var. asahii CBS 2479
Lineage: Eukaryota; Fungi; Basidiomycota; Tremellomycetes; Trichosporonales; Trichosporonaceae
Product: map kinase kinase kinase mkh1
Exons: 3
Coding region: 1-5268 (1755 amino acids)
Biological process (GO): protein phosphorylation
Molecular function (GO): ATP binding; protein kinase activity
Source: RefSeq, a predicted model, not a curated record